Cutaneotrichosporon oleaginosum is the source of this 620-nucleotide messenger RNA. RefSeq lists its product as uncharacterized. NCBI's taxonomy places the organism in Eukaryota, Fungi, Basidiomycota, Tremellomycetes, Trichosporonales, Trichosporonaceae. The record is from RefSeq and is a predicted model, not a curated record.
CUCCAACAUGCGGCUCACACUCCUUCUCGUCGCCUUCGCGACGCUGCUACAAGUGCAGGCGGGAUUUUUUAGCGUCACUAGCUACUGCAAGUGCAUUUGCUUCUCCAACUCGACGAUCGUCGCGCUGGACCGGCCAAACGUGGACCUCUCGAAGCCAUGUCUCAGCUGCACGCGGCAAUUCUGUCUUGAUCAGAAGCUGGCUAUUUGCAAGGGCGCCACUGUCCCGGAACUCGACACAGACACGGGCACGGGGACAGAAGGCGAUGUGGAGGCGCGGUGCUUCAAACGCGACUCGCCGCGAGACCAGAUCAUCGUAACAUCUUUCCUGUUCGUUGUCGUGGGCAUGCUGCUAUUUGCUGGAGUGCGCGCUCGACUCCGCCGCGCUAUUGAGACGCGCGGACAGCCGACCGACCUGCGCGAGUGGGGCGAGGCGCUGCUGCCUGACGCAUUGCAGGAGCGGAUCCUCGGGUACCAGCGGCAGCGCGAGAUGGCCUCCCAUGGGAGCUAUGCGCCUGUGAGUGUCGGGAGCUAGCCCCCAAAUCCCCAUAUUCUUUUAUAGCUGUGUGUAAAUGUAUCGUGCGACCAUGCCUGGAGACUCCCGGCGCGGCGCCUGUUCCGCA